Molecule: messenger RNA, 2445 nt
Organism: Ipomoea nil (Japanese morning glory)
Lineage: Eukaryota; Viridiplantae; Streptophyta; Magnoliopsida; Solanales; Convolvulaceae
Product: protein FAR1-RELATED SEQUENCE 5-like
Exons: 2
Coding region: 1-2445 (814 amino acids)
Biological process (GO): regulation of DNA-templated transcription
Molecular function (GO): nucleic acid binding; zinc ion binding
Source: RefSeq, a predicted model, not a curated record
AUGUGGUGUGCAGCUGAUGUUUUGCAAUCUGGUGGUAUUUGUGGAGAAGGCAGUGGUGGUGUUUGUGAUAACUCAACUGAUGUUUGUGGAGAAGGCAGUGGUGGUGUUUGUGAUGAAGGUAAUCCCACUGAUGUUGGUGUAGAAUGCAAUGGUGAUGGUUGCGAUGAAGGUAAUGUGACUGAUGUUGGAGUAGCAGGCAGUGGUGUGGGUUGUGAUGAAGAUUAUUUGGCUGAUGUGGGUGUACAAGGCAGUGUAUGUGUGUUGGAAACUUCUCCUGGGCUGACUAAGUAUUGGCGCCCAGUUUGUGCUGAUAGUGUGAAGCCUAUUGUGGGGCAACAAUUUGUUUCCUUGGAUGGUGCUGUUGUGUUUUAUAAACAAUAUGCUGGGACUGUUGGGUUUGAUUGUAGGCAGCACUCAAUUCGGAAAGAUAGGGAUGGUGUUGCUGUGGAGAAGCACGUAGUAUGUAACCGUCAGGGUUUUAAGCAGAGGGUUUCUAGGGUUGCUAAAACUACUUUGGCGAGGAGACGGAGGGUGACAAAUAGGGUUGGUUGUAAGGCUAAGGUUGUGAUAAAGCGUAAGUCUAAUGGGUUGUAUGUUGUGCAUUAUUUUGAGGAACGUCACACCCAUUCGAUGUGUUCAAUUAUUGCUAGGCAAUUUUUAAAGGUGAAUCGUAGUCUCGAUGCUGGGCACCAAAUGUUUAUUGCUAGUUGUGUUCGGGCAAAUAUUGGGUCUGUUCGGUCAUAUAGGCUGUUUAAAGAGAUUGUUGGUGAGUAUUCCAGUGUCGGGGCUACAGGUGUGGAUUUUAAGAAUUUCAAGCGUGACCUGAUGGCGUACAUUCUAAAUGGUGAUGCUCAAUUAUUCAUAGACACGCUAUUCAAGAGACGUGAGUUGUGUGAGGCAUUUGAUUUUGAAUAUGAUGUUGAUGAAGGUGAUCAGCUUUCAAGGGUUUUUUGGGCGGAUGCAGUAUCUAGGAAGAAUUUUGUGUUGUUUGGUGAUGUUGUUUCAUUUGAUGCUACAUACCAUACUAACAGGUAUAAGUUGGUGUUUGUUCCAUUUUCUGGAAUUGAUAACCAUAAGAGAUCCAUCACCUUCGGUGCUGGUUUGCUUACGAGGGAAGAUGUAGACUCAUAUGUGUGGCUUUUGGAGAAAUUUAAGAAAAUUAUGUGUCAUGACCCUAUAUGUGUUGUUACUGAUCAAGAUCUAGCUCUCAAGGUUGUUGUUGCUCGCGUGCUUGGUACAUCAAAACAUAGAUUUUGCAUGUGGCAUAUAAUGUGCAAGGUUGGUGAGAAGGUUGGACCAAUUCUAUCUAAAGAUGAAGUGUUUAGGAGGAAGUUGAAUGGCACUGUCUGGAACAAAUCACUGGACUCCAAGUCAUUUGAGGAGGCAUGGAGUUUUAUCAUGGAGGAAUAUGGUUUGGGUGACAAUGGUUGGUUUCGUUACUUGUUCGAGUCUCGUACAUAUUGGGCAUCCCCAUAUUUUCACGACGAGUUUAUGUCAGGACUGGUUAGGACAACGUCUCGAUCAGAGUCUCAAAAUAGUUUCUUUGGUACGUUCUCUAAUGGUCAUUCUAGUUUGGUUGAGUUCUUGGUGCAUUUUGGAAGUGCUGUUGGUGCACAGCGUCAUGCACAAGCAAAAUUGAAUGCUGAUUGUGAAUCUUGUUUUCCUGUUUUGAAGACACCAUUGGCUUUGGAGAAGCAUGCAAUGGAUGUUUACACCAUUUCUGUAUUUUAUGAUGUUCAAAUAGAGAUUUGUGCAGCUUGUUAUUCGUGUCAAGUGGUGUCUUUGUGUGAUUGUGAUGGCCAUGUGUUAUAUGGGAUAAAAGAUGGUGCCCAACGGGCAUGGUAUGUGGAGCUAGUCUUGUCUGAUUAUACUGCUACAUGUUCUUGCAAGAUGUUUGAGCGGACGGGGCUGUUGUGUAGGCAUAUUUUUUUUGUGUUUAAAGAUCGUGGGCUUGAGAGUAUUCCUUCUAGGUAUGUGGUGACUCGGUGGACAAAGGGUGCUUGUUUGAAGCCAAUAUUUCAUAUUGAUGAUACAAUUGUUGAUCAAUCUUCUAAAGUGGAGAAUGUUAGGAUUUUUACUAAUCUAUUGUGGUCUGACAUAUAUGCUUGUGUGGGCUUGGCCGAUGGUAAUAUAGAACGUUUGUCACAGCUACGACGUGUUAUUUGUGAGCAAAGGCAAUUAUUUCUGCAAGAGGGGAGUGAGGAUGGCAGUGGGGUGGUGGCUGGUGGCAGCAAACAAAGUGUGAUCAAUUCAUUUUGUGGAGAUGUGUCUCAGGGUUCAACAGUGGAGGUGCGUGAUCCUAUUCAAGCUAAGAACAAGGGUAGCGGUAAGCGGUUGAAGAGUACAAGGGAGAAAGCUGCUAGCAAGUGUGUAAAGCAAUCAAGGAAAUGCCAUACUUGUGAUGAAUAUGGUCAUAAUAGUAGGACAUGCCCUUUAAAUGGUUAG